Molecule: messenger RNA, 660 nt
Organism: Drosophila santomea
Lineage: Eukaryota; Metazoa; Arthropoda; Insecta; Diptera; Drosophilidae
Gene: Kmn1
Exons: 2
Coding region: 3-596 (197 amino acids)
Source: RefSeq, a predicted model, not a curated record
UUAUGGAUUUAAAAACGCAAUAUAAACGAAGCGACGCGAUGGAGCCAGCCGAAAGUCCAGAAAAAUUAAUAAAAUCCGUACGCCGUAGUGACGUACUGAAAAACGUGAGCAAUAUGAGUGCCCACGAUCUGUCGUGCGGUGAUCUCUCCGACAUCGAUCUCAAGGACGUGCCCGCCCAACUGGAGGCCACUUUGAAACCGCGUCGCUACGAAGCAAGCACUUUGUUUAACAUUGACCUGGACGAAAUCUGGGAACCCAGCUGUGAGGAGAACGAGGUGCAGCAGUACAAGGAGCGCGCCCAGAAGGAGCAGCAAAAGUUCUUUGACUUCGUGAUGCAUGCGGCUCUGGACACGGACAACCGAAAGGUUAACUUCCAGCCCAACAAGGAGCAGCAACGUCACCUAGAUCAGGGCCCCAAUUUGCAGAACUUCGUGCGAGGCUCAUUGGCUUUUACAAAUUCGGCCAUCCGAUUUCAGGCGGAGCACGAGGACAUGAUGGAGCUGCAGUGCAAUUUGGAGGAUCAUUACCUGUAUAUGAGAAACACCAUGAUUAACAACGCUAUACACCAGAAUUUGGCCGGCCAACGAAGGUCCUAAGCUAUGCAUAGAUAUAAGUAAAUAGUAAAUGUCGAUAAAGUAAAUUAAGACUGCUAAGAUUGUA